UUUGGGGCAAUUACCAGCCAUGAUUCAUCGCCCCAACCUCCUUAUCAGAUAAACCUGUUGAUUACCAACUCGUGGGGCGUCACCGCACGCUGAAAAUGAGCGAAAACACCGAAACCCUGGAAGCCCCAAACUGGCUUUCCGAGCUCGAAAAGAAGCGCGAAAUUCGACUGAAAGCCCGUUUGGGGCACGAAGCCGGCGCCGGGGCCCCCUGUAUCAAGUGCAACGACAAGUGCCCAGGUUUAGAUCUCCACUUCUGGCGAAAAAUCUGCAAGAACUGUAAGUGCUCAAAGGAGGACCAUGAUGUCCACGAUGACGACAUUUAUGGGUGGGCGCAGUUCCAGCUGCUGGGCAGCAAACCCAACAGGAUUAAAAAGAAAAUCGUUUUACCGGGGAAAAAGGAUGAAGUGGAGUUGGAUUGGGCCCCCAAGGGGAACACCGAGACUAUCGAUAAGUAUUUGAAGACGUUGGCGCCGGAGAGUUUGCCGGUGAAGGGGUCCCAGGCGGCGCAGGAGCGAAAGCAGCUACUACAAAAGCAAAUUCCGAUUCAUGACAUUGACCCAACCCUCUGUCACGAAUUGACUGACUCGGAGUUAGCUAAAAUGCAGGAUUAUAUCAAACACAUGAAAAACAGCGCUGGAGUGGGACAGGUUAUCCAGUUUAGUGUGAAUUAUGGUAAUGUACAUCUCCUGGGGGACCUCAAUGUGAAGGUCGUCGCAGACCGAUACCCAAAAGGUGUGCCUUCAAUAGAAACCGUCCAGUUACUAGGUGAACGUAAAGCAGGCACCUUAACCAAACAAUUCGACAAGUUAGGGAUUCAAGACCAGAAAGAGUUGGAUGCUUUCUUUGAUAAAAUCCCGAAACCGCACAACAUGACAGCUCACACCGAAAAGUUAGGUUAUGGCAAUCUGGCAACUACCCCCGACAAAAUCCCCAAAAGUAUGUACACCCCGGAAAAUCGCGACUUCACCCUUGAAUUAACCCGUAGAUUAACUAACGUCCCGCCGCCCCCUCUCGUCAAUAUUCAAGGUCAAGACGUACCCCGCUACCCCCCGAACUACUCGCAAAGCAUCGAAGUUAAUAAAAACCUGGCGUCGCGAUUCGCCCGCGAGCACAUUUUAAGCGACCCGAACCUAGGGGCGGUGCCUAAUUUCGCCAAUGAGGCGACGACUGAGCCGCAAUUCGGCUACGCGAGCGCGGAGGCGGUGCCUAUUUAUCCUACCGAAAACACGGAACUGUAUAGGGCGGGGCCUGACUACGCCAACGAAAUCAACCGCAACGCCGUCGAUCUCCCGCAUUACGCCCCCGGCACUCUAAAUAUACAGAGUGAGCAACAAAACCCCACUUCGGUUCGCAACAUCCGCGAUUUAGCGUACGGCACGCACGAUUUAGCCAAUUCCAACUACAGUAAGCCGUUGCAGUCGUACAACCCGAGCCAGUUGAGCGUGUCCGAAAGUCAGAUGGUGCCAAAUCCGGUGAAUAUCGGGCCCAUUCGUGACAUCAGCUACGAAUACAGCGCCCCUGAAAUCAAACAAGCGAUACAAGGCGAAAACGCGUUGUUCGAAGGCCUGGAACGCGGGCGCCAGGUCCCUGAAGACGUCGCUCUCGAGACGAAACAGUGCCGCAAAUGCUCCAAGUUCUUCGAGCCCGGCGAGUUCGCCAUUUUCGUGGAAAAAUCAAACGCGCUUUACCAUUCCGAGUGUUUCAAGUGUGCUGGGUGCAACCAGAGUCUAGCCGACUUGUUCUAUUUCUACGACAAAGAGUCCGAUAACAUAUAUUGCGGGCGCGAUUUUGCCAAAAUCCGCGGGAUUCCCAGAUGUAAAGCUUGCGAUGAGCUUAUUUUCGUGAAAGAGUAUUGUUUGGCGGAGAAUUCGACGUUCCAUUUGAAGCAUUUUUGUUGCUUCGAGUGCGAUCAAGCUCUGGCGGGGCAGAAUUACGUUGUUGAGGAUUCGCAGCCGGUUUGUUUGCCUUGUUUUGAGAAGCUUAAAGCCAAUAAGUGCAUUAGUUGUUCGAGGGUGAUUAGGCCGGACGAGCAGGGGGUGUCUUUGGCUGAAGGGACGCACUUUCAUGCUGCUGAUGAGUGCUUUUGUUGUUCGGUGUGUAGGAAGGUGUUGCAUGGGGCCAGGUUGUUGUUCAGAAACAAUAAGUUGUAUUGCUCGCAUGACUGUUUGAGGAGCGAUCAGUGAUAUUUUUGGAUUCCAAGUUUUACAUUGAUGAUAAGAUUUACAUAUUUUAUUAUAUUAUAUUAAAUUUUCUAUACUUAGCUAUUUUGUAAGUAUAUUUUAUACGACGGUAUCAUAUUUUUGUAUCAUUAUUAUGAAAAUGUGCCAUUUGUAUCGAUUUUAUACGAAAUAAAAGUUCCUCGAAAUGUA
Zophobas morio is the source of this 2369-nucleotide messenger RNA. RefSeq names its product testin (gene Tes). The record is from RefSeq and is a predicted model, not a curated record. Lineage: Eukaryota; Metazoa; Arthropoda; Insecta; Coleoptera; Tenebrionidae. The coding region runs from base 96 to 2183 and encodes 695 amino acids. The transcript is spliced from 2 exons. Gene Ontology annotation, molecular function: zinc ion binding.